Molecule: messenger RNA, 3188 nt
Organism: Drosophila albomicans
Lineage: Eukaryota; Metazoa; Arthropoda; Insecta; Diptera; Drosophilidae
Gene: LKRSDH
Product: alpha-aminoadipic semialdehyde synthase, mitochondrial
Exons: 8
Coding region: 140-2929 (929 amino acids)
Cellular component (GO): cytoplasm
Molecular function (GO): saccharopine dehydrogenase activity
Source: RefSeq, a predicted model, not a curated record
CGCUCGGGGUUUAGAUCGCUGCGAGUGCUCGAAGUUAACGGAUGGUGCAUCAGCGUUGGCAUCAAAAUUUCGACUUCAUCUCGUGAUAUUCAUAUUUCUUCUACACACAUAUAUUUUUGCAUUCGCACUGUAAUCUGCAAUGUGGCGUUCGUCUCAAUUGCGCGCAACAAUCGCGCCCGCCUUCGCCCGUCAUCGUCAUCAUGGACGUGUGAUUGCCAUCAGGCGAGAGGAUCAAUCGGUGUGGGAGCGACGUGCUCCCUUUGGACCCACGCAUGUGCAAAAGUUGGUCAAGCAAGGUGUCAAGGUUAUCGUUCAGCCUUCGAAUAGACGCGCUUAUCCCAUGCAGGCAUAUAUGCAAGCUGGUGCUCAGAUCCAGGAGGACAUCAGCGAUGCUUCCGUUAUCUUUGGCGUCAAACAGGUGCCCAUCGAUGCUCUCAUUCCAGGUAAAACCUAUUGCUUCUUCUCGCACACGAUCAAGGCACAAGAAUCCAACAUGCCGCUGCUGGAUGCCAUUCUCGAAAAGAAAAUUCGUCUAAUCGACUAUGAACGUAUUAUUGAUGAGCGCGGUGCACGUUUGGUGGCCUUUGGCAAAUACGCUGGCGUCGCUGGCAUGGUGAAUAUUCUGCAUGGCAUCGGUCUUCGUUUGUUGGCGUUGGGACAUCACACACCUUUCAUGCACAUUGGCCCAGCGCACAAUUAUCGCAACUCGUCGAUGGCUCGACAGGCGAUACGUGACUGUGGCUAUGAGAUUUCGUUGGGCAUGAUGCCCAAAUCAAUUGGUCCUUUGACAUUUGUGUUCACCGGUUCGGGCAAUGUGUCGCAGGGUGCACAGGAAGUGUUCUCCGAGCUGCCCAUCGAAUAUGUGCCGCCUGAAAUGCUGCGCAAGGUGGCAGAGCAUGGCAGUCAAAAUAAGUUGUACGGCUGUGAAGUCAGUCGUUCGGAUCAUUUGGAACGUCGCGAGGGCGGCGGUUUCGAUGCCAAGGAGUACGAUGAGUUUCCUGAACGUUAUAUAUCCACAUUCAAUCAGAAGAUUGCUCCCUACGCCUCCGUUAUUGUCAAUGGCAUCUAUUGGGCUGUCGGCAGUCCCAAAUUGAUCAGUAUUCCGGAUGCCAAGAAUCUGCUGCGUCCAGCCAACACUCCUUGGCUGCCCACCAGCAAAGGAAGUCCCGCUUUGCCACAUCGCAUGCUCGCCAUUUGCGAUAUUUCCGCUGAUCCUGGCGGUUCCAUUGAGUUCAUGAACGAAUGCACCACAAUCGAUACACCAUUCUGUCUGUACGAUGCUGAUCGCAAUAAGGACACCAAGAGCUUCAAGGGUCCGGGUGUGCUGGUCUGCUCUAUUGAUAAUAUGCCAACUCAGUUGCCGCGUGAGUCCACAGAUUUGUUUGGUGAACUGCUGUCGCCACAUGUGCACGACAUCAUCAAGAGCGAUGCCAAGAAGCGGCUACAGGAUGAACAGUUCUCCUAUCCCAUACAGUCGGCAAUUAUCGCAAGCAAUGGUGAGCUGACCGAGGGUUUCCAGUACAUUCAAGAGCUGCGCGACUCGCAGAACAAUCGCUCGCGCCACAAGAUGGAGGGACGCUCCGAGUCCCACAAGAAGGUCCUGGUGCUGGGCGCUGGCAUGGUCUCGGCGCCCCUCGUCGAGUGGCUGCAUCGCGAGAAGGAUGUCAACAUCACGGUGUGCUCUCAGGUCAAGGAGGAGGCAGAUCGUUUGGCUCAGCAAUAUGCGGGUGUUGAUAGCGUCUAUUUGGAUGUCAAUGAGAGCACAGGACAUUUGCAGGAGUUGUGCGGCAAGGCUGAUGUGGUGAUCUCCCUUUUGCCCUACAGUCUGCAUGGGAUGAUUGCACGCUACUGCGUUGCGGAGCGUACUCACAUGGUCACCGCCAGUUAUCUGAAUGAUGAGAUUUCCGCUCUUCACGAGGAGGCACGUGCAAAUGGAGUUACGAUUAUGAAUGAGGUCGGUUUGGAUCCUGGAAUUGAUCAUCUGCUGGCACUCGAGUGCAUACAUGAGGUGCAGGAGAAGGGUGCCGUCGUUGAGUCCUUUGUCAGCUACUGUGGUGGCUUGCCUGCUCCGGAGCAUUCGAAUAAUGCGCUGCGCUACAAGUUCUCUUGGUCUCCGCGUGGCGUGCUGCUCAACACGCUCUCGGCUGCCAAAUAUCUGAGCCAAGGACAGAUUGUGGAAAUCUCCGGUGGCGGUGAACUGAUGUCCACACCUCGCAGUCUUGACUUUUUGCCCGGUUUUGCCCUCGAGGGUUUCCCCAAUCGGGAUUCCACCAAGUACGGUUCACUCUAUGGUUUAGGACGCGAUGUACACACGCUGCUGCGCGGCACCAUACGCUACAAGGGCUUCUCGGAAUCGAUUAAGCCCAUGCAGUUGCUAGGUUUGAUUGAUCCCGAGCCUCAUGCUCUGUUGCAUCCCAGCGGACCGGAAGUUACAUGGCGUCAGCUGGUCACACAUCUGCUGGGAAUGUCCGAUACGAGUAUCUUCUAUGAGAAUCUGAAGCAGAAGCUAGUCGAGCGUCUGGGCGAUGUGGAUGGCAUUGAGAGUCUGGGACUGCUCGAUGAGACGCCUGUGGUGAAGCUGAACUCGCCGCUGGACACGCUGAGUCAUUAUCUUUCCAAGCGCUUGGCAUUCGAACGCGAUGAACGUGAUUUGGUUGUGCUGCGCCAUGAGGUUGGCAUUCGCUGGCCCGACGGUCGUCGCGAGGAGCGUGGCAUCAAUUUUGUGGUCUAUGGGCAGCCGCAGGGUCACUCGGCCAUGGCCAUGACCGUGGGCAAACCUGCCGCAAUUGCAGCCAAAAUGAUACUGGACGGUGAGAUCCAAGAACGCGGUGUGCUGCUGCCCUUCACACCGGACAUCUAUCGCCCCAUGUUGCAGCGUCUGCGCUCCGAGGGUUUGACUGCCACGGAGACAUCCAGAUGGCUCAACUAACUUACCUGAUUUACCUUUCAAAUGCUUUUGUUUGGAUUCUACUUUUGUUUAUUAUUAUUUAUAAACCUAUUUGCUGCCUUGUUGCGUAAAUCAAACAAAAUUUAGAUAAGACUGCACUUUGUUAUCGCGAUGUAAGUACGUAUGAUAUGUACUUAUCAUUAUCAUAUUGGUUGAGGCAGGAAAACGAUUAAAUGAUUGCGUUCAAGUUAUCUACUACGACAUUAUGAUUAAAUGUAACUAAUUUGUUGUUUAUAAACUA